Cutaneotrichosporon oleaginosum is the source of this 1627-nucleotide messenger RNA. RefSeq lists its product as uncharacterized. Gene Ontology annotation, biological process: phospholipid biosynthetic process. Lineage: Eukaryota; Fungi; Basidiomycota; Tremellomycetes; Trichosporonales; Trichosporonaceae. Gene Ontology annotation, molecular function: phosphotransferase activity, for other substituted phosphate groups. The record is from RefSeq and is a predicted model, not a curated record. Gene Ontology annotation, cellular component: membrane.
CGAUCUCUCUUCCUUUCUCAUCUCGGUCUCGUCAACGACGACUUUUUGGCUCCUCGCCCACCCGGCAUCCUCCCGCUCUGGCCCACGCUUGCAGACGCUUGCACGCCCGCACGCCCGCACGCCCGUACGCCAGCACGAUGCGCAUCUCUCCCACCCAGUUCGAGGGGCUUGACAAGUACAAGUACUCGAGUGUGGAUAAGAGUAUCCUCUCUCGCCGGGUGCUCACGCCAUGGUGGAACUGGCUCAUCACUCUGUUCCCAUAUACCCUCGCCCCUAAUGCCAUUACCUUCCUCGGCCUCUGCUUCGUGUUCUUCAACGUGCUUACGCUGGCGUACUACGACAUCGAGUAUGAGGGCAAGGACCUGCCGUGGUGGGUGUACGCGUCGUGGGCGUUUGGCCUCUUUGCAUACCAGAGCAUGGACGCCAUCGACGGCAAGCAGGCGCGCCGCCUCGGCAUGGGCAGCGCUCUCGGUGAGAUGUUUGACCACGGCUGCGACGCGAUCAACACGUCGCUCGAGGUUGUGCUUGCAUGCCACGCCUUGGGCCUGAACCGCUCGUGGUGGACCGUCGCGAGCGAGGUCGCCUCGUUGCUCAAUUUCUACGCCUCGACAUGGGAGGAGUACCACACCGGGACCCUCUACCUGUCGGCGUUUUCCGGCCCGGUUGAGGGCAUCGUCAUGAUCAUCGUUAUCUACAUCAUUACGGCCGUGCAUCCGCUCCACCAGCACUUCUGGCAGCAGCCGCUCGUGUCGCUUCUUCCUGCGCAUAUCGGCGACAACGCCGCCGCGGCAAUUGACUCCGCUCUUGGCCUGCCAGAGAAGUACACGCUCGCGACGCUGCCCAUCAACGUUGCGUUCAUGAUCUUUGGAGCUAUCGGUACCGGAGCCAACAUGCUCAACGCGUACUACAACGUGAUCGCUGCGCGCCACAAGGCCGGCAAGCCUAUUGUCACUCCUCUCUUCGGCCUCCUCCCUUUCGGCGCGCACACGCUCAUCCUGUGCGCGUGGCUGCACGCCGAGCGCUUCGACGGCGUCUCCAUUGUCCACGACGCCCGCCUCCUCCCCUUCCUCGGCUACUGGGGCAUGGCAGCCGCGUACCAGGUCUCGCAGCUCAUUCUUGCUCACGUCACCAAAUCGCCCUUCCCCUUCUGGAACGGCAUGAUGGUGUACUCGCUCGCCGCUGCGAUCGAUGCCAACGCCCAAUGGCUUUUCGGAGUCGAGCCGCUCGUGCAGUCGUCGCCGACCGCGUCCAACGUCUUCAUCUGGAUGUCCUUCUUCGUCGCGCUGUUCAACUACAUCCGCUUCGCACGCGAGAUCAUUUGGCAGAUCUGCGACUACACCGGUAUUGCAUGUUUCACCGUGCGCCGCCGCGACAAGACCGGGCGCUGGAUCGAGGCCGCCGAGAUGGUCCGAGAGAUCGAGGAGCUGCGCAAGACGCAGUAGGCUCCCAUGCGCUGCUCUCGAGAGCUUGCCACCAGCACCGGGCGAGCUUACUCUCGGGAGAAUUGGACGUCCAAACCUAAAUCGAACGUCUUCCCGCCUGCCGGAUAUCACUCCAUGUCUGUUCGUGCUGCGGUUAUACCCGCAGACACUCUGCUAUGCAUCAUGGUGCCUCUGUGGGAUGCAGG